UUGAUAUCGCGGAUUCACUAGUCAUUACAGUAAUCCGUUAGACUCCGUCUGGAAAUUAUAUAUAGUCACUAAUAAUGUGAAAACACUAUCCGUGUCUGUUCCUUAUCUUGACAGGUCACUGUUUCAUAAUUGUUUCAGUUUUUCCCAGUUAGUUCAUGUUAGCUACAUAGUUUACUAUGCUAAUGUUAGCUACUACCUCUAACAUGACCUACACUGGCGGACAAUUAUGAUCCAGGUCCAGCAGCAGCUAAUCCACAUAACCAACGUGUAUAGAUUCAGGAACAAAUGCCCUACAAUUAACAUCAUAACAGUUUACAUUUUCGGUGAAUUCAUAGUUUGUAAGGCAUUUUUCAGUCAAACAUUAUCACUAGCUCUGACCCAAUAACAUUGUUAUCGAUAUAAACAGCAGAUAUAGCUUUGGGAAUAUGUGGCUGCUAUAAUCAACAUAAUUAACAAGACGUUUUUACAAUUAGCAAAAAAGGGUUUCAAUGCUAUUCUUCACCAAACACUAUCAACCACACUGACAUGGUGAAUAAAUAAAACCAGCUCAUAUAAAUGCAGGAACCUUUAGUCUACAAUCAGCAUAAUUUCACAUCUUCCUUUUAGAAUUUGUCAAUUUCUAAAGGGAAAAUAACCUUUUAAUAUGUGAUCAUCAGAAAUAACCUUUUAAAAUGUGCCCAGGACACCGAAACCCUCCUGGAGUGAGCAUUCACACGUGGGGAGGUCCUGCUGUUUACCUGAAAACCCAUUGGGACAGCAACUACUUGGACAGUGCUUUGCCCCAAGCUGGCUUUACUAAGGCUUGCCAUUUAUAAGUGUAAAGACAACAGAUUCCUGCAACAUAGUUGGCACCACGGACGUCUGACGAGAAGGUGAAGCUCCUACUGGGCCACUAGAAGUGUACUUUGAGCGUACUCUGUCCAGCGUGGGUCCACUAGAAGCAUGUACACAGCCUCCAAGCGUACCAUGUGGAACAUGGGCUGGAUCAGAUCUAUCUGUUUUAAACGCAUACAGGAGGAUCUGUAACACCUCUCUGUGGACUGGGUUGCCCCCUGGAGAGGAAAUCUAAGCCUGGGUUACAGUGCAUCAAUGGCAACAGGGAAAGUGUGGGCUCCCGACCGCAAGACCGGGAACAACCCCGCGGGCAGGGGGGGCGGGACGACGACCCCCGGACAGGUGGAGGCUCAGCACCGGCGGAGGGUCAGGAGCCGGCAGAGGACUGGAGAGGGCACCGCCAAGGCUGGGACAGGAGAGAGCGGCGGAGCGGCCGGGACAGGAGAGGGCGCCGUUGAGGCCGUGACCGAAGAGGGCGCUGCUGAGGCCAAGACCGGAGAGGGCUCGGGUGGCGGUGGCGGCCAGUCCUCGGGGGGCUCGGGCGGCGGCCAGUCCUCGGCGGGCUCGGGUGGCAGCCAGUCCUUGGCGGGCUCGGGUGGAAAACAGGGCAGCAGGGGGAACUGACAGUGGCGACCACUGGGCAGCAGGAGGAGCUGGCGGCAUCGGCCACUGGACAGCGGGAGGAGCUGGCGGCUGCGGCCACUGGGCAGUGGGAGGAGCACAGCAGAAGUUCAGCACAGCUGACAGAAGUUCACGUGACAGCUAAGAACUUUCUGCAAAAACUAAUGUCGGAACCGAACAUCACACACAGUGAGAAUAGGGAUGUAAACAUGAUUAAAUUUAAUGAGGAAGCAAAGAGACUGCUGUCUAAGGAUGGGUAAUUUCAGUUGUUGUGUUUGCAUGUAUCUAAACAAAUCCUAUGUGGCUUUAACGAUUAAA
Molecule: messenger RNA, 1773 nt
Organism: Esox lucius (northern pike)
Lineage: Eukaryota; Metazoa; Chordata; Actinopteri; Esociformes; Esocidae
Product: alanine and glycine-rich protein-like
Exons: 3
Coding region: 1090-1458 (122 amino acids)
Source: RefSeq, a predicted model, not a curated record